Messenger RNA from Didymodactylos carnosus, 468 nucleotides. The record is from the annotation of a GenBank genome assembly. Lineage: Eukaryota; Metazoa; Rotifera; Eurotatoria; Philodinida; Philodinidae.
AUGGCAAUAUGUAUUGAUGCCUUUGAACAUCCAAUAACUAUUUCAAAUCAUGUAACUAUUUGGCUUGAUAAGUAUAUUGGUAUGAUGGGAAGUGAUGAGAAAAUGAAAGAAAAAUUUCGUCAGAUUAGUUAUCCAUUACAUACAUUUGAUGAUCCUGUUAAAAGUAUCAAAUUUAUUCGAGAUAAUGAUGACAAAAAAAUAUUUUUAAUUUGCUCCGGUGUAUUAGCAAAAGAAAUUGUACCUAUUGUUUAUCAGUUGCCUCAGUUGUAUAUGAUAUUUAUAUUUUGUGCUCAAACUAGAAAUCAUCGAGAAUGGGCAAUUGAUUAUGUAGAAAAAGUACAUAUAUUUAAUUUUGAUGAAGAUCUACUUAUAUCUGUAAGUUUUCCCAAAGAUGAAUAUGCGAUGUUUCUCUCUCGAGAAAAAACAGGCAUCUACCUGACACUCAAUAUGGGAAUCUGCAAAUCUUAA